Molecule: messenger RNA, 2424 nt
Organism: Juglans regia (Persian walnut)
Lineage: Eukaryota; Viridiplantae; Streptophyta; Magnoliopsida; Fagales; Juglandaceae
Exons: 7
Coding region: 478-2259 (593 amino acids)
Biological process (GO): chromatin remodeling
Cellular component (GO): Ino80 complex
Source: RefSeq, a predicted model, not a curated record
AAUAUCAGCUGAGAACAGAGGAUGAGAUGCAGUAGGAGUGCGUACUACGCACUCACCUGCAUCGCCCAAAAGCUCAGAACAAAGGGUUCAGUCUCUCAAAGUUAGAGAGAGAAACUAGAGAUAGAUUAGGGGACCCUAUCAACAACAAGGACAGCAAUAUGAUAGGCUACAAGGUGGUGACCCAACAAAAGCACAGCACCUGUGGUUCUGGAACUAUAGCGAAGAUAAUGAGCUCUCUUGCUCCUCACCCUAGCUCUAUAGACUAUAACAUGGUAACCCAUGUAUAUAUGUCCAAUCACACCCCAACACCUGGCUGAAAUAUCCAGCCUUCUUUUGAAUUAUACUCUCUCGUCUCUCGUCUCUGGGGCUCAGCCUUUCCUUGAUGAUGUUCUAGAGUAGGUCGGUUUUGUCACCCACAAAAGUCCUCUUUUUUGAAAAUUACAGUAGCAAUUGGCUGUGAUUGCUUUUUUGACCAUCAUGGAAGGUUUUGGAAGUUUUGGGUUCAGUGAUAAAAACAGUGCUGUGAGGAAGAAAAGGAGUAAUACAUCCCACCGUCCCAGGAAUGAUUCACAGAUGCCUUCAGAUUACCAUGACAUUUCGUCCUUGUCAUCCACACCACCUUCAGAUAACGUGAGCAAGGUAUCAAGUGGUGAAAAUAAUGGUUAUGCUUCAAUUUCUCAUAAGAAAGAAGUCAAUUUGAACUCAUGCAGCACAAGGCCUUUAUCUAUUAACAUUGCUGAGGUAGAAUCUGGCCGGAAUGGAGAUGGAGGAGGAUUUGGAGAAUCUGAUGAAGGUUCCUUUAAUGGUUCUUUUCGAGGAAGUAAUGAACAAGUGCACAGUGUGGUUGAUUCCAAAGGACACAGUGAAGGUGUCCUUGCGCCAGCUGAUUGGAAGGGCACGAGCAAGAUGGGGCUCAUUGGAGCUGUUUCAGAUGGUUUAGAAUAUGAAAACAAAGUGAAAAAGGUUAAGCUUAAAGUUGGUGGUGUUACACGUACAAUUCAUGCAAAAUCAAUAUCAGAUGGUGCAUCGGGUGUUGGUUCUCAUUCUACAAAAGCUUCUCGCAUUUCAGAUGCCCCUUCGCUGCGGCCGAAGUUGAUUGGUCAGGAUAAUUCCGAUGAGAAUCGUUCUUUUACUUCAGAUAAGGGGAAUGGCUUACGAGGGGUUCCAUGGAGGGAUUUCUCCAAAUAUGGUUUUAAUGUGGGAAAACCUGAUUCUUCAAGGAAUAGGAUACCUGAAGGAAAUAAUUCCACUAACCAAGCUGAUAAAUAUGAGCCCAUUCGCAAAAGCAAACGGAUCUUCAAGAGACGCGUUUUAAGUGAAACACUUGCUGCUGGAGAUGACGAUGAUGAUGAGAUUAGAUACUUUGAAAAACUCAAAACAUCCAAGGCUACCAGUGAUUACAUUGUGGAGUAUGAAGAUGAUGAGGAAGGAGGGAGUAGGAAGCAGAGGAAGAUAUCAAGGGUGUUGAAGAGUAAUUUUGAUGGCCAACUAAAUGUUGAUGGGGAAGGGACUCAUCUCUCAUCAAGAUCAGGCAAGGAGGGUAAAAAGACUCGAUCAGGGAGGGUAUUUAAAGAUACUGAUUAUGUAGAAGAGGAAGAGCCAAUCUCAGAUGGUGAUACCAAUACUGAUAAGAAGAAACCAAAAAAAGAGUUUGCUGAUUUAUUGGGAGAUAAUAAGAAAGAAAUGACAGUCACUACACGUCAGCGGGCUCUUCGAACUGUCAAAGAGGUCUCUUCCAGUAUCAGUGCUAGUCUAAUUGAGUUCCCAAAUGGCUUGCCUCCUGCUCCACCCAGGAAGCAAAAAGAGAAACUUUCUGAAGUGGAGCAGCAGUUGAAGAGAGCGGAGGCUCUUCAGAGACGUAGGAUGCAGGUGGAGAAGGCAGCUAGGGAAUCUGAGGCCGAGGCUAUUAGAAAAAUCCUAGGUCAAGAGUCAAGUAGGAAGAAGCGCGAAGAUAAGGUGAAGAAACGCCAAGAAGAAUUGGCACAGGAGAAGGCCGCAAACUCUAUGGUACUUGCAUCAGACUCUGUUAGAUGGAUCAUGGGUCCCUCAGGAACAGUCGUUACAUUCCCUACCGACAUUGGCUUGCCAACCAUAUUUGAUUCCAAGCCUUGCAGUUACCCCCCUCCCCGUGAGAAAUGCGCUGGGCCAUCUUGCACAAACCCAUACAAGUACCGGGAUUCCAAGUCGAAGCUCCCCUUAUGUAGUCUCCAGUGCUACAAGGCAAUAAAUGAAAAGAUGCAGCCUUUAACAGCCUGCUAGUCAGGUGGAUUUGGCUAUAUAGAGCUAAUGCGUGUGGGUAGUCCUCCACCAUUAUUUGUAUCUUGAAAUUUAGAGUCAAUCCCUUGACCAGAAGCUGUUUAAUAACUGAUCGAAUUUUUGUAUGUAUAUGAAAGAGUUGUAUUCUUAGAGCUAUUUUUUCUUUUC